Messenger RNA from Xiphophorus hellerii (green swordtail), 5740 nucleotides. It is a transcript of the gene bbx, whose product is annotated as BBX high mobility group box domain containing. The record is from RefSeq and is a predicted model, not a curated record. Gene Ontology annotation, molecular function: RNA polymerase II transcription regulatory region sequence-specific DNA binding; DNA-binding transcription factor activity, RNA polymerase II-specific. Gene Ontology annotation, biological process: regulation of transcription by RNA polymerase II. NCBI's taxonomy places the organism in Eukaryota, Metazoa, Chordata, Actinopteri, Cyprinodontiformes, Poeciliidae. Gene Ontology annotation, cellular component: nucleus. The coding region runs from base 221 to 2701 and encodes 826 amino acids. The transcript is spliced from 15 exons.
GAUUUGUUAAGCUUAACGGAACUACUCUCAGUACAGCAAGUGCUGAAGUGUUGUCAUGUGUUAAUAAGUUAAAAAUGUGAACAGGACCGAUGAUGAGAAGCUCCGGCUGGUUCCUGACAGCAGUACUUCAGGUCAUCAUCUUUGUAUGACGGGCUGUGCCAGCUUUGUCCUCAUCAUUCAUUCAGCAUUUCCAUAAUUUUUUCUUCAGUGCAGUAGUACCAUGAAGAGUGGAGGAAGAGGUAAGGCACAGCCUGUUGAGGAGGUCACUGGCAAAAGACCUAAACGUAAAUGCCUGCAGUGGCACCCUCUUCUUUCCAAGAAGGCUUCAGAGUUCUCUGAGGAAGAGGAAGAAGAAGAUGAGGAGGAGCUGGGGAAGGCAGGGCUGUGCAGUGAAGAUCAGGACUCCCAAGUGCAUAAUGUAAGCACAACAGAGGAAGCUGAAGAAGACUCUAAUGAACACCGGGCACGUCGGCCUAUGAAUGCUUUCCUCCUCUUUUGCAAGCGGCACCGUUCUCUGGUGCGACAGGAACAUCCUCGUCUUGACAACCGUGGGGCCACAAAAAUAUUGGCUGACUGGUGGGCUGUGCUGGAGCCCAAGGAGAAGCAGAAAUACACUGAUAUGGCCAAGGAGUAUAAAGAUGCCUUUAUGAAGGCAAACCCAGGCUAUAAGUGGUGUCCCACUACAAGCAAGCCACUCAAGAGCUCUUCCUAUCAGCAUGUCAGCUGUCCUCGCAAAAAGGUGUGGUCCUUCUCCUGCAACUCAUCCAAGGACUCUACUGCCAAAAAUGUGCCCAAAAACGACAGUUUGCACCAGUUGAACUUUGCCAUGGCAGACCCCACAAAGAUGGGAGGCCUGAGCAUGCUGCUGUUAGCUGGUGAACACGCCCUCACAAACAGGGAGAUCUCUCCCAGCACUAAAUCUACAUUACCUGACAUAGCCAUUAAAGGAAGCUCCUUUUCAGAGGAAACUAAAGAGAUGUUGUCUCAGACAAUUCCCAACAGAGUGCCUGAUAUUAUUGACAGCAGGAUGAAGACAGGGCUUUCCCUGGUGGAAGAGUCUUCCUUGUCAGGCACCCAUGAAGGAAAACCAUACAGACAGUCAGCUCUCUUCCAGCUUGCAGAGAUGUGUUUAGCAUCAGAAGCAGGAAAAAUAGACUCAAUAGUGUCUCAGCCCGAUGACAACUGCUCCACAGCAACACUCAAGCAAAUAUCCAUGAAGCCAGGAGUUAAGGAGGAGAGAGACAACUCUGACUGCUGUAGUCCUUCUCAUAGAUCGCCCUCCCCUCCAUCUCCUUCCUCUGGAACAUCCACCCCCACUGCUCAGCAUACAAGCCAAAGUGGAUGUGUCAAAAAGAAGAACAAGAAAUAUGAGGAGGUGAAGUCUAAUGACAUCCCAUGUUCAGAAAAGAGAGUGGGCACAAAUUGUCAGCACUUGGAAUCAAAUGUGGACAGCACCAUUGAGGCAGUGGCCAGAGGAGCUUGGAUUGACAAAGAGGAUAAAUCCAAGAAGAAGACCCCUCCCAGUUUUAUCAGUAGAAGCUCCAGUCUGCCACAAAAGAAAACUAAGACCAAAGUUAAGACACUGGUUAAAGCAAAAGAAGAGGAGUUGGAAGACAGCAGCAAGCUGCAGGGAUCCUCUGAUGGGGAGAGAAAGAAAGUAGUGCCUGGCAUUGAGGCCAAGAUUGAAACAGAAAGUGUAAAUAGUGAAAGCACAGGCCUUCAAGGCUGCAUGCCAGAGUCUCCCCAGCUCCACUGCGGCCAAUCGCCGGUGAAGCCCAAAGAAGAGGACAAGGAGAAGCACAAGGAGAAAGAACAGCAGAAGGCUAGUGACACAACCUGUGAGCUGAACACACACAACCAUGGCUCCAGAAAAUCAGAGCGAAGCUGUAAGGGUGCCUUGUACAAAACUCUUGUGUCUGAGGGAAUGCUAACUUCACUGAGAGCCAAUAUAGACAGAGGUAAAAGAGGUGGCUUACGCGCUUUUGAUCAUGAGUCUAACUGGAGUCAGGACAGCUGGACAGUUUCACACUUGGGACCAAGUAAUACCAAGAAGCUAAAAAAGUCCAAGUCCAAAGAAGAGUCUUCACAGAGCCUGGGAAAACUAGAAGAAGAGUUUGAAAAGAAGUUCAACAGCCUGCCACAGUACAGUCCACUCACCUUCGAUAAGAAGGGGACAGCUGUUGCCAAGAAAAAGAAAACUGACUGCUCCUCUAGCGUAGAUGAAUCCUCUAAAGCUCCAAAAGUGGAACAGAGUAACUGCUGGCAGUUGGAUUCAGUUUCAAAAGCUCAGCCCUCUGCUUCCAUGUUCCCUGACAUCCAUGGUGCCUCCAGCAUGGAGAUGCUGGUUGGCAGCCAGAAGAGGAAGGCUAGGAAGUCCAGGAUUACACACUUGGUGCGCACGGCUGAUGGCAGUGUUUCUGCAGCUGAAGAAAACAAAGCUGGGGAUCUAAACCAGGAACAGGAUAAGAAGCCAUUAAACCAACAGAAUUUAUGCAAUGAAAAAAGGUGCUACAGCAGUCCCACAGCAGAGGAGACUGGGCGGAACACCUUACCACCAGAGUUACCUGCUUUCUUCAGUUUGGCAGCCCUUGCUGAGGUAGCAGCCAUGGAAAAUGUUCACAGAGGCCAGAGAAACUUAGCUCAAAGCCAGAAGAAAGAACUUGUACAAACUCCGGUUCUCAUAUCCUGCGCUGAUCAGUGAAGUGAUGCUGCUGCUUCUGGAAGAAGAUGACAUGAACAGUAGUAGUGAAGCUUUGCUUUCCUGAGAGGUUGUUUGUUUGGAAGGCUUGGACAAACUCCAGACUCUGAUUUUGCUUGAAUCUAAUAUAUGGGGAAAGAAACCCUCUCCUCUUCUCCCGCCUGCCCCUUCUCUGUUGGUGUCUCAGUGUUUCAUCCUGAGCCUCUGUUGGGCUUCAGGGAGAAUGCUUUUCUCAAAGGAUAGCUUUGUGUAUUCAAUGGAUGAUGUACUUGACACUCAGUGAAUUCCCUACAGUAAGUGGUGGUCAGUACAGUCUAGUUGUUGAGAAACAAGUAGAGUAGGUAAGGUGGACUUUCAGGUAGACUGUUUUCUCAAACGCACUAGCUGCUUUGAGGAAAAUGGUCAUAAGAACAUUGGAGCUGUUGGUCUGUUGCCGAACAGCAGGCCAACAGCUCCUGUGUUAUGCAAACUAAAAUCAUCCCUUUGUCAACAGUUUUUGGAUAUAAAGGGGGCCAUUUAUAUACUUCCAUCACAGUUCCACAUACAUCACAACUUGAAGAGAGAUGGGCUCUUAGCUUUUGGAAGGAGCUUUGUGAAUUGCUUCUUGGUUUUCAGUAUCUCUGCUGCAGUGGUCAGAAGAUCCUCAGCUUGGGCAGAAAGAAGGAUUUGAGGAUUUGCUUCAUCUGUCAGGAAUCCUCAGUGAUCCUACAAUUAUUGCAAGCUGUCGCUGCUGUGUACCGCAGUGUGACACGGAUCACUCCCAACAGCCACAUGCACAAAAGAUCUAUCUACACUGAUGUGUUCCAUAUGUAUGGAAAUGAAAACAUCAACAAUGGCACAUUUUGUGGCUGCAGUCACUAUGUACUGUUUAGCACCGCCACUGAAAAGAAACACCUACUAUAUUUACACCUGAUUAGUCUGUGCAAAAAAAAACAAGCUUUCCUCAGUGCAUGGCUUCCUUUUUAAAGGUGGUUCCUAUAGAUUUGUUGUAUACUGUUAUAAGGAAGCCAUUUUGGAGGUUAAGUGUGACUGAAAAGACCUAAUUUUUUAAAUGGGACUGUGAAAGUGCUUUUGACUUGCAGUCAUGUUUGUUGUUUUUUACUUGAUGAAUAGUUCCCACACCUCUCUGAACACAUUUGUAUGUGGAAAAGCUUCUUUGCCUCCAGCUUCAUCCCAAAAGAACUUUUAACCAGGGUAAAUGAUCAUGACAGACUUCCUUUAAAGCUGUGGUAUGUUAAUCUUUUAAAAAAUAGUUUUUUUUACAUAUUUCUUAAAACUGUCAUUAUGUUGUGACAGUACGGUAUGAGACAAAUAAUCUGUGAAAAAAUUGAGUUCCUCUGCCUUCUCCCAGUGCAAACUACAGAAAUACACAGCUCAGUCAAAAACAACCAAUUACAGCCAGGAGGAGGGUCUUAGCGCUGUCAAAUACUCUAGUGUAUGCACUGCGCUCACCCCCUGUCCCCUUGCUCUCUGCUAUGCUACAGCUUGUCCUUAUCAGACCACCUAUGAUGGCAGAUGGAACAGUUAGGUUAGUUGUUUCUUCGCCAUUAGCACCAUGAGCACGAGGUUGAUAUGACUGAUAACAUAUUGAUAUAUAUAAUAUAUACUGAUGUCGCUAAGACCUUCCUCCUGGCUCUGUUUGGUUGUUUCUGGUUGGCAGCGCUGCAUUUCUUCAGACAGCAACAGUAGCUCAGGGAGGAUCGAUCUUUUCACUGGCUCAUAGUUUACUGUCAGGACAUACUGACAGUUUUAGCAAAGAUUUAAAAAACUGUUUUUUAUAUAAAAACACAGCUCAGUUUUAACAACUACUUGCUCAGUUUAUUUUGGUGGUAUACUAAUUUAGUGUCCUAGUAUGUAUUAUCAAUGAGCAUUUUAUAUUUAUGAGAAGAUGUUUUAGUUUAAGCAAAGUUUAUGUCAACUAAUGUUGGACUGAAUGUUAAGAGAAAUGCAUUCCCCUACAUCUGAACUAGAGUUCAUAAUAUCAGAGGACUUUGCUAUUGCUUAUCUUUCUGUUCAGUGUCCCUGGAAAUCAGGUGUCUGUUUUUAAAGCCGGCUUCUCAGAACUAAAAUCUAGCCUUAACCCUCCCACCUGCACACUGUUUGCCACCACAAAGUCCUGAAGCAGAUUUGUCAUCUCAGUUUUAACAUAUUUAAACAGUUCGAUGCAGUUUUCUCACUACUUGAGAAAAAGAUUUUAAUUUCUUGUCUGCAUAAUUUCCACAGAGUAUUCACUGCUUGUGUUUUCAGUUUCAAACUGCACUAAUUUGAAAUCAAAAUGAUGAAAUUUAAAUUCCACAUGGAAGAGUAAAGCAAUGCCCCCACUAGCCACAGGGUUCUUCUACCACCGUUGUGUCUUUGACAUUCUGAAUCAAGUUAGCUGUAGUUUCCACAUGAAAAAAACAGCAGCCUGCACUGUGAAGCAAGUUUUAGUGACCUUUUGAGGCAUCUUCAGGUUCAAUUCAUGAUUUUGUCUUCUUACCUGUGUCAUCUGUAUGCUUGAAAUCUUCCCUACUCCCAAGCAGCAGAAUUCCACCAAUUAGUGCACAUAACAGGGAAAAUGAAUGAAAUAGACAGUAGUAUACAACAGAAAGAGAAACAAUUUUAAGUUAGCUCUUUUCUAUUAAUAGUAUUUUCAGGGCCUAAAUCAGGGGUCUGCAACAUAUUGCUCCUGAGCUGCAUUUGGCACUUUGGACAUUCCAAAAUGGCUUCAUAACUUUGGUUAAAGUUAUAUAUAGAUUUUGCAGUUGAAGGUUAUGUUAACUGGUCUCUCCAAAUUGCUCUUAUUGUGGGUGUGGAUGAUUGUUUAUCCUAUGUGCCCUGUCCAGGGCGCACACCCCCCUCUUGCCCAGUAACUAUAUUUCCAUUACAAAUGUGCACAAAUCUUUGUCUCUAUUCUGCUAACAUAAAAAAAACAACACAAUUUUGCAAUUGCGGUGUUUCCAUUAAAUAAGAAAUUAAAUUAAAAUCUUAUGUGAAUAAGCUUUUAAUAACUUCCAAUAAGUUAUUAAAAGUUAUGGUAGCGAAGGAUGUAAACAAUUAAAU